AUGGCUCGGCUGUCCAGUCUUUUUGUCGCCAUUUUGACGUUGACGCCAACGGCGUACAGCAGACAUCUUCGCGCUUCCAAGGUCUUCCUUGAUGGCCGCCAAGUCCAGAAUGAAUACGACUACGUGAUCAUUGGGGGCGGUACAGCUGGUCUUACAGUGGCUGACAGGCUGACGGAGGAUGGCAAGACCACGGUUCUCGUCAUCGAGUACGGAGUUCUGACGUCGCUCACCACGGUCGCAGGCGGAUUCUCUGGAAUGUCCGACAGUCAGUUCAUGUACGACAUCCGAUCUGUUCCUCAGGUCAACCUACGAAACCGUGUUAUAUCAGUCCUGGCUGGCAAGGUAGUGGGCGGUAGCUCUGCGGUCAACGCCAUGAUGACGAUCCGUGGGACCGCAGAAGACUAUGACCGCUGGGGGGCCUUCUUUGGCAAGAAUUCCCACUGGACCUGGGAGGGCCUGCUGCCAUACUUCAAGAAGGCUCUCAACUUUGUGCCGCCCAACGCGGACAUCACAAGAACAGCCAACAUUACGUACGACACCAGCUUCUGGGGCAACACUUCAGGGGUUUAUGCCGGUUGGCCUUCGUACCAGUUCCCAGCCACGACGGCUCAGAUGGAGGCGUUCAAGGGUCUACCGGGCGUUGAAAUCGCCAGUGACAGCGGGUCUGGUGUGCCGGGUGUCUACUGGUAUCCAACCUUUAUGGAUCCCAAGACGGUGCUGCGGUCUUUUGCCAAGACAGGCCACUAUGACAACGUUAAGAGAGCCAACUACCACUUGGUCACCCAGUCCAAAGUCACCAAGAUCGUACUUGACGGCACGACAGCCACUGGCGUCUCGUUCGUCCCGGCACCAGCAAGAGGCCAACCGGGGAACACCGCCGCUCCGGUGACCACAGUGACUGCCAGAAAAGAAGUCAUCCUGGCGGCCGGUGGUGUCCACAGCCCCCAGGUACUGCAAGUGAGCGGGAUAGGUCCUAAAAAGGUUCUCUCCUCAGCUGGCAUAGACACCAUCGUCGACCUCCCCGGCGUCGGCCAAAACUUCCAGGACCACGGCAUGAUCUCCGCCUCGUUCCAAUUCGCCCGCAUCCCCCAAUCCGCCCGCCCCUCCUCCGACGACCUCCGCACAAACCGCACCCUCUCCACCUGGUCCUCCCAAAUCUGGGCCGCCAACCGCACAGGCCCCAACUCCAUCGCAACAGGCAACUCAGCCGCCUGGCUCUCCUUCCCCGUCAUCUCCCCCCGCUCCGCCAAGCUCUCGGCCGACCUCGCGGCCCAAAACCACGCCGCCUACCUCCCCACGGGAUCCGACCCGACAGUCGCAGCCGGCUACCGCGCCCAGAUGCUCUCCUACGCCUCCGCCCUCAGCAACAACAACACAGCCUUCUACAACCUCGUCCUCCAAGGCGGCUCCGCCAGCGGCCUGCUCGUCGACCUCCACCCCUUGAGCAGGGGAACGGUCAAUGUCAACCCGGCCAACCCGCACAACACCGAGCCGCAGGUGGACUACCGCGCCCUGGCCAACCCCCUGGACGCGACCAUCAUGGGUGACAUUGUCCGCUUCACGAGGAAGUACUACCUUGAUAACCCCAAGACCAAAGACUGGGGCGGAAGGGAGGUCUCCCCCGGCGCGAGCGUGACGACGGACGAGCAGCUGGCGACGUUUUUGAGCAGCUCCCUGAGCCCGAGCGUGUAUCACCCCGCGGGGACGUGUGCGAUGAUGCCGUUGGAGCUAGGUGGUGUGGUGGACGAGGAGCUCAAGGUGUACGGCGUCAAGAACUUGAGGGUCGUGGAUGCGAGUGUCAUCCCGACACUGCCGGGGGCAAACACUUGCCAGACGGUGUAUGCUGUUGCCGAAAAGGUAUGUGUUAUCCAAACAAAGAUGGUAAACUCGCGACUGACAUUUAUCACAGGCGGCGGACCUCAUCCGAUAUGGCGCACCAAAGGUCUAAGUAAGCGGCGGCAGUAG
Molecule: messenger RNA, 1965 nt
Organism: Podospora anserina S mat+
Lineage: Eukaryota; Fungi; Ascomycota; Sordariomycetes; Sordariales; Podosporaceae
Exons: 3
Coding region: 1-1965 (654 amino acids)
Biological process (GO): secondary metabolite biosynthetic process
Molecular function (GO): oxidoreductase activity, acting on CH-OH group of donors; flavin adenine dinucleotide binding
Source: RefSeq, a predicted model, not a curated record